Molecule: messenger RNA, 1270 nt
Organism: Heterotrigona itama
Lineage: Eukaryota; Metazoa; Arthropoda; Insecta; Hymenoptera; Apidae
Source: the annotation of a GenBank genome assembly
AUGAAGGUUAUUUUGAAAAACUUUAGACGGAAGGUAUCACGAUGAGACCAGGAUUGCCAGGGCAGAAAGGCGAGGCAGGCCUUCCAGGGAAUCCAGGACCGAAAGGAGAGACUGGAAUCGCCGGCGCCAAGGGGAACAAAGGUGAACCAGGGCACAAGGGUGCUAAAGGCGAUCACGGAAAAGAGGGUGCUCGAGGGAUUCAAGGGUUCAAGGGUGAACCUGGUGCUCCUGGAGCACCGGGGCUUCCUGGUGCCCCGGGUGAGAAUGGGAGACCAGCCGAGAAGGGUGACAAGGGAGACACAGGAGCAGAAGGAAAACCAGGUCCUCCAGGUGCACCUGGACCACCAGGUUUGUCUGGCUUAAGCGGCCCUGGGGGAGUGAGCAUUGGAGAAGCGGUGUUAAGGGAGAAAGGUGACAAGGGUGAGAGUGGCGCGCGAGGAUACAAAGGAGACAAGGGCACCAAAGGCGAGAAAGGUGAUAAGGGUGACUCUGGACCAGCCGGAAUUCCUGGUGUGAACGGAAUUCAAGGACCGCAAGGCAACAAAGGCGAGCCGGGGAAGGAUGGAGUUCCCGGGACACCGGGAAUCGUCGGUGCAAAGGGUGAAAAAGGUGAAAGAGGUCCGCCAGGAGCUACAGCUAUAGCCAGUUCUGGAGACUACAUCACUAUCAAGGGUGAGAAGGGAGCAGAAGGCAAGAGAGGUAGAAGAGGGCGUCCUGGGCCACCAGGACCAGUUGGCCCACCUGGAAAGCCGGGAGCGAUGGGAGAAAUUGGGUUACCUGGAUGGGUGGGUCGUCCUGGAACUCCCGGACUUCCUGGACCUGUUGGACCAGUGGGACCCAAGGGAGAAAAAGGAGAACCCGGCACACCGAGCCCUUACGGAGUUUCUGUCGGUAUAAAAGGCGACAAAGGAGACGAUGGUUUCCCUGGAAUUCCUGGACAACCUGGAAGAGACGGUCAGAGAGGACCUCCAGGUCCUCCUGGACCACCUGGACCACCGUCCCAAGGAAACUAUAUCCCAGUUCCUGGUCCCCCGGGACCUCCUGGACCACCAGGACCACCGGGAUUAUCUUUGAUCGGACAGAAAGGAGAACCAGGAAUUGGCAGAAGUCACAUCUUUGGCGAGAGAGACUAUUACGGAGUCAGACAAGGUAGAAGAGAUUUACUAUGCAUAAAUAAGAUAAUUCACUUUGUUAGUCGGCAAAAAUUUAGAAAUUCAGAAUUUUAGAUAUUUUUCAGUUUGAAUUCUUUUCAAUUAUGAAGAACGCGUAG